UAUAGACGCGCCGGGUGCCUCGUGCGCAUGCGCGGCAGGCCUCUGGGGGACGAGUCAGAGACGGAACCUGUGUACAAAGUGAUCGGCUUCGGCCGCACGCAGUGGCCCCCCACUCCCCGGGCGAAGUCGGCCGCCUUCCCGCAGAGUCGCAACCACGGGUGGCUUCUGUAGGUAACGGCAGGUCCAGGCCUGCGCGUAAGCAGAGGGCCCCCCGCGCGACCUGGAAUGGCCCGGGCGCGCGCGGUCUUGUGGGAGUUGUAGUCUUCCGUCCGCGCCCACGUGGACUCCGUUUCCCGUGGUGCCCCGGGCGGCGCGCUUCCGGCGCAGCUACGGGUCGGCGCACGCGGCCUCGGUCCGGUUGACUUUGCGGAGCCAUGGAGGGCGGCUUCGGCUCCGAUUUCGGGGGCUCCAGCAGCGGAAAGCUGGACCCAGGGCUCAUAAUGGAGCAAGUGAAGGUGCAAAUCGCCGUGGCCAACGCGCAGGAGCUGCUGCAGAGGAUGACGGACAAGUGUUUCCGGAAGUGUAUCGGGAAACCUGGGGGCUCCCUGGACAACUCUGAGCAGAAGUGCAUCGCCAUGUGCAUGGACCGCUACAUGGACGCCUGGAACACCGUGUCCCGCGCCUACAACUCGCGGCUGCAGCGGGAACGAGCCAACAUGUGACUGGCGAGCCCGCGGGCCGCCCCGCCCCGUUCAUUUCCAUAAACUUGGUCUGAGAGGCGGGGCCCGCAUGUGCGUACUGCCUGCCCGGGGCUUGGCGGGGUGGCACCGGUGCUGGGACAGACGGGACUGUGUCCUCGCCACCCCCCCACCUUGCCCCCUGCCAGCCAGUGCAGCUUGGAUCUCGGGGGUGGGGGGGCCCUGUGCCUUCCCAAAGUGCUGGCAGCCCAGUGGCACCUCCUUCAGGCCUUUGGGGUCUUCCCCUAGUGGGCCCAGGUCAGCCUCAUAUUUUCUGGGCGGAGAACUCUUGUCAGGACUUUGGAGGUGGGGGUGGUCAGACCCCACCGGAGCUGUCACCUCCUGCGGACGGGCAAAUAAAUUGGUGGAGGGCGGAGA
This is a messenger RNA of Piliocolobus tephrosceles (Ugandan red Colobus), 1055 nucleotides long. RefSeq names its product translocase of inner mitochondrial membrane 13 (gene TIMM13). The record is from RefSeq and is a predicted model, not a curated record. Lineage: Eukaryota; Metazoa; Chordata; Mammalia; Primates; Cercopithecidae. The transcript has 3 exons. Bases 375 to 662 code for a protein of 95 amino acids.